Heteronotia binoei (common prickly gecko) is the source of this 1462-nucleotide messenger RNA. Its product is annotated as zinc finger protein 501-like. The record is from RefSeq and is a predicted model, not a curated record. NCBI's taxonomy places the organism in Eukaryota, Metazoa, Chordata, Lepidosauria, Squamata, Gekkonidae. The coding region runs from base 45 to 1454 and encodes 469 amino acids. Gene Ontology annotation, biological process: regulation of DNA-templated transcription. The transcript is spliced from 2 exons.
UUUCUGAGUCAUCUCCUCUUUGUCCUGGAGUGACAGCCGCCACUAUGCAGCCAACUCUGACUGAGGAAGGUUAUGUGUCCUUUGAGGAGGUGGACGUGGACUUCACCAAGGAGGAGUGGGAGCUGCUGGAUCCGGGCCAGAGGGCCCUGGCCAUGGAGGUCAUGUUGGAGAAUUUUGGGAACGUGGCCUCCCUUGGAAGUGAUGGGCAGGGAAGUGAGAAUGAACAACAACUUUAUGGGGUUUUGGCAGAUAGAUCCUGUAGGCCAGAGGUGGAUAAAAACAUCACAAAUCAAGAAGGAACAAAGACACAGGAGGGAAACCAAGCACAGAAUCUGCAAAAUACAUCCUGUGCAUCUCAAGGUGGGGGCUCUCAGGUUACCCUGAUCCAUCAUGAAACAAAGAAUGGAAAGGGAAGGAAUGAAUGCCCUGUAUGUUUCAAAAACUUCAGCAGUAAAUCAAGUCUUAACGUUCACCAGAGAAUUCACACAGGGGCAAGACCUUACAUUUGCUCAGAGUGCGGCGAGGCCUUUCGUGAAAAAGCACACCUUACUUCGCAUCAAAGAACCCACACAGGAGAGAAACCAUAUACAUGCCUGGAAUGUGGAAAGAGCUUCAGCCAGAGCAAAAAUCUCAUUUCCCAUCAGAGAAGCCACACAGGUGAGAAGCCAUACAAAUGCACCGAGUGUGGGAAGGGUUUCAGUCAGAAGGCAAACCUUGUGAAACACCAAGGCACCCACACAGGGGAGAAACCAUAUAAAUGUAAGGAAAGCGGGAAGAGUUUAAGUCAGAGGGCAUGCAUUACUGCGCAUCCGACAUUCGAUAUGCAAGGGAAACCACAUAAAUGCCCCAACUGCGAUCGUGGUUUUUUAAACAUGUCAGACCUAGUUCGACAUCAGAGAAUUCACACAGGGGAGAAACCAUAUAAAUGCUCAGAAUGUGGGAAGGGCUUUAGCCAGAGAGCAAAUGUCCUUAGACAUCAAGUUACCCACACCAGGGAGAAACCAUAUAAAUGUUCAGAGUGUGGAAAGAGCUUCCGGUGGAAUGCACAGCUGAUUUCACACCAGACGGUCCACACGGGGGAGAAACUGUGCAAAUGCUCAGACUGUGGCCAGAGCUUUUGUAGCACCUCCAACCUGGUCAGGCACCAGAGAAUCCACACGGGGGAGAAGCCGUAUAAAUGCCUGGGGUGUGGGAAGCGCUUCAACCAGAAGACCAAUCUAACGUCGCAUCAGAGAGUCCACACAGCGGCAAAAAUAUAUCAUGCCUUGGGGUACGGAAAGAGUGAAAUGUCAAGCCCAGAAACCCACACUGCGCAUUGGCCUAUGCAACCCCAGGGUUCAAGCCCCCUCCUAUUAAACCAGAAUGGCAGAGAGCAUCAGUGCACCCCUCUGGACACCACCCAGUUUGUGCGGCUUUAUUUCAACAGCCUCCUUAAAAGUAGCCCUUCUAGUUAAGGUUGUCU